CCCCGCGCUCAGGGCCCCGCGCUCGGCGCGUUGUGCUGCUCGUGACUGUCGGGGGCGGCGCUGGAAGCGGCCGGCUGAUCAAUAGCGACGUCAGGCAGCCGUCAAAGCCAGCGGUCGUCGGUGAAGAAAGCGGCAGGCGGCGAGGUGAUGGAAACGCUCUGUGUGAAAAUAGCUCUCAUUUGCAUAUCUGUGGCCUCUGUCAGAUCUUAUCCACCGAAAAGCAACAUAGACCCGGCAAUUGUAUCAGCAUGGACCAGCAAAUUAGGAACAAAUUUGAUUGGUAUGGCCACAUAUGUAAGCAGAAAGGAGAGUAUUCAAGAGGCAUAUGCUGGAAAAGUUGUUGUUAGCAGAAGUGGAGAACAGCUCUUGCAAGAAAUAGCUAUGAACAUUCAAAACAUGACUGAAGCCAAAAUCAGUGCUGUUAAGCGAAUAAUGGAUACUGCUGAGGAGACAGCCAUGGCUCAUCAAGAAGAUGUUGUUGAAGAAGAUUACAAAUAUUAUAAUGCAAAAAAGUUAGCUGAAGAAACAUUUGAACCUACUCCAGAUCCAACUGUGAAAGAAAAAGAAGGAAGUGAUGAAGAUGAAGAAGAGGAAGAAGAUUUAGGAGAAGAACCAGAGGAAGAUCCUCCAAGAAAGAUUGUUAUGACAGAAAAUAAACAUUUUUUUAACAGAAAAGUUAAUACAAGUUUUAGCGUUGUUCAUGUUCCUACAAAUGUUUUUGAAGGAGCACCAGAUAUUCUUAGAGCAAUAAAAUGGUCAGAACACCUAAAUUCCAUUUUUGUAGCAAAUUACAAUUCAGAUCCAUCUCUUUCAUGGCAGUACUUUGGUAGUUCUCUGGGUUUCAUGCGUCAGUAUCCAGCUGCUCAAUGGGAACAAGUAGCAGAUGUGGUGGAUCUAUACGAUUGCCGUACAAGACCAUGGUACAUUGAAGCUGCUACAAGUCCCAAAGAUGUUGUCAUUCUUGUAGAUAAUUCUGGAUCUAUGACAGGAAUGAGAAGAGAAAUUGCACGACAUGUUGUCAAUGAUAUUUUAGAUACACUUGGCCCAAAUGAUUUUGUUAAUGUAUUCAAUUUCUCUGACAACAGCACCAAUGUAGUUCCAUGUUUUGGAAAUGGACUUGUGCAGGCUACUUUGGAAAAUGUUAGAGAAUUGAAACUGGGAAUGGAAGACUUAUACACAGAUAAAAUUGCUAACUUUUCCGAGGCUUUGACUAAGGCUUUCCUUUUACUGCAAGAUUAUCGAACUAGGCAUGAAGGAGCUGCAUGUAAUCAAGCAAUCAUGCUUGUUACUGAUGGAGUACCAUAUAAUUACAAAGAAAUAUUUAGAACAUACAAUUGGCAAGAUCUUCCAAGAAUGCCAGUGCGAGUUUUCACAUACUUGAUUGGUCGAGAAGUUGCAGAUGUAAGAGAAGUGAAAUGGAUGGCUUGUGCAAAUCAAGGUUUUUUUGUUCAUUUGAGUACAUUGUCAGAAGUAAAAGAAAAAGUUUUAGAGUAUAUUCCUGUCAUGGCUCGUCCACUUGUGCUACAAAAAAAUGAACAUCCAGUCAUUUGGACAUCUGUAUAUGCUGAUGUUGCAGAUCCAAAAAUGACAGAUUGGCUAUGGGACAGUAAGGAAAGUGAAGAACAAAAAGAGAUAUUUUUACAUUCACGUAAAAUGAAUAUUCGUCAUGCAAGCCCAGAAGAACAAAUUCAGAAAUAUCUUCAGAGAAGGAUGGCUAAUAUUGACGAAGAUAUCACUCUAAGUAAUUACCAACUAAUGACAUCUGUCUCAGUGCCUGUGUAUGACAGAAGAGAAAAUGCUACAAGAAUAGCAAAUAUUCUUGGUGUAGCUGGUACUGAUGUUCCAGUAAAGGAUAUUCAAGAAUUAAUGAUGCCACAUAAGCUUGGAGUGAAUUCAUAUGCCUUCUUGGUGACAAAUAACGGCCAUAUUGUUAUUCAUCCUGACUUUCGGCCUGUAUUUCAAGGCAUACUAAAACCAAGUUACAACAGUGUUGAUAUGUCAGAAAUAGAAUUGCUUGAUGAUGAUUUGGAAGCAAGAGAAGAAAGUGAAGAGAUGGACAGUUUUCGUGAUGCAGUUAUAACUCAGACCAGAGGAAAUAGGACUCUGAGAGUAAAGUAUCAUUAUGACAAAAUGAAACGUGCCUCUACAGCCACAAGAAAAUAUUUCUUUUGUGGAAUAGAAAAUACUCCAUUUACACUUGUGAUUUCACUUCCUCUACCGUAUGGUCAGUAUGGGAUCGAUGCAAAAGAGGAAACAAGCCGUCAUCGAACUGAAGGAAAAAACCUUCUUGAACCCUUCAGUGACAAAAAUUGGAAAAUUCAUCCAGAUUGGACAUAUUGCCGAUAUCAUUUUCCUCUUCAAACUUUUGACACUCCUGAAGCAGAGUUCAUACAUUUUCUGAAUAAAGCACUGGGUCCUGGAUGGCAUUGGCUCUCAAAACGCACAGGCACCCCGCCGGAGUAUAUGGAGCAGUCUCCCACUCAAGGGAAAAAAGACAAAUUGGAUGAGACAACAUACUUCUGUGAUCGAGACCUUUUUCUGUCAUUAGUAUUUGAUGGUAAGGCCACAGCAUCCUUUCCAAAAAAUACUACUGCUGACUCUCAUAAGGAUGGUACUGGUGAUGUGUAAGUAUCUUUAUUGAUACUAAUCAUUCUACUUCAACUGUUUUUGCUGAGCUAAAUAUUUUUAAUUAAAGAUUCUUUCAUUCAUUAACCUUUUCCACACAUACAUUUCCAUGAAGAAUAUUGCAUAUACAUUUUCAUUGCUUGUAUUGAAGGAAACAUAUCUUGAUAAUAAUCAUACAAACUGGUCAUUUAAACUGUUUUGCUAUCCACUAUUUGUUACAAGAGGGAAUUCAUUUCUAGAUAAUAUUAAAUUCUAAUCAAUUCCAUGAUUUUUAUUAUUUCAUUUUCAAAAGCCCCAUAGCCGGUACACUGAUGUUACUCUUACCAAGGUAAAGUAAGAGCUUUUGUUUUGACACAAGCAUGAAUACGUUUAUCAAAAUCAUUUGUGGAUUUGAGGCAUGAUUACGAAUUUCAGUGAAAUAGACAAUAAAGGUGAUAUUAGAAAAUAUACUUUAAAUUAGGACUGGAUGCACAAAAAAGGUAUUUUUAAUUAUAAUAGAAUAAUUUUAUUACAUCAUUAUUGUUUCAAGUAAAUAUAAUACAUAUUUGCAUGCACAAAAUAUUUGGGCAAACUCUUUACAAGAUCCAUUUAAAACAGUUCUCUUUCAAUAUUAAUAUUAUAGUAAUAUUAACAAAAAUGAUAUCUGAACAACAGCUGCAAAGUUUUGCCAGUUUUGUAUUCCAGUCCUGAUUUGUGAGAAAUUCUUGUUUACUGUAAAAUUUAGAAAUCAUUGUAAUUUGUUGUUGAUAAAAUGAUUCUUUUAGAAUAUUUUAACAGUACCAUAUUUUAUUUCAUUUUGAGUAUCUUUCGUAGAAUGCUAUAAAAUAUUAACAAAAUUAACAAUGUGUUUUAAUUUUAUAUUACUCAUUUUGUAAUGUACUGUGACAUGUUGAUUGGUAACUGGAAAAAAAAAAAUGACUAAGAAUGUGAAAAACAAAUACUAGGAUUUAUAAUUCAUGACCAGGCCUGGAUUUUAAGUACUAGAAAUCCUUAGCCCAGUGAACUUUAAAUCUCUUCAUUCAAAAAUUCACCCAAACUGCACAUGCAACUUUAUGAUAAAGACAUAAAUGAGUGUAAUUAUCAUUAAAGGAUCAAAUAUUAGACUUCAAUCCCAGUGAUAAUAUUUUGGUGAUACUGUUUAAUAUAUUUUGUACAUACAGUCUAACCAAUGUAUCAGUGCAUCUGUGUGUGUAUAUCUUAAUGUUAUGUGGCAUUCACAGGCAUAGACCAUGUAAAAUAUGUCUAAUUACCGGUACCUGUCAUGGCACAGAAGCAGCCUAUAUGGUUUUGAAAACCAUUGAAACAUUAUUGAGUUUUUCUUUCUGACUACAAAUUUGUUUGUGUCUGCUACAUGACAGAAAAAUAUUGCUAUUGAAAAAUUGAUAAUUUUUGUAAUCUCUUUAAAAAAGAAUGAAGAAGUGUAUGGUAUUGCAAUAUUUGAUGCAUUUGAUUUUAAGGGAAAGAUACCUAAUCAUUCAAUUACAUUGCUUCAAGAGUUGAGUUGAUUUGAAUCAGAAUUCAUUGAUGUCUUUUCUGUCCCCUAAAAUUUGAUACAUAGAGCCGAUACAUAGAGCCAAUACAUAAAUCUGGGCUUGUUAAAUGUAGAUUUGUGAACCCUGUCUCUGUUGUCAAGAAGUCAGUUUUGAAAAUGUGUUGAUUUUAAAUGGUUGUUUUAUUUUCAGCUUAUAUUUAACAAUCCAUUUCGUGAUUCUUAGUGCUGUAGUCAAGAUUUCCUUGUGAACUAGUAGUGAUGCAUUCUUAAACUACACCUAAUUAUUUUUCUUCUAAAAUGUCUGUCUUCCUCCAGU
Messenger RNA from Gryllus bimaculatus (two-spotted cricket), 4433 nucleotides. NCBI's taxonomy places the organism in Eukaryota, Metazoa, Arthropoda, Insecta, Orthoptera, Gryllidae. The record is from the annotation of a GenBank genome assembly.